AUGUUAGACCCACUAACAUCGCUCGGGCUCGCGAGCAACAUUGUGCAGCUGGUUGAUUUUGGUAUAAGAACAUUCUGUCAAGCUCGUGAGCUGGCCGCAACCGGGACGACGCAAGACUAUGAGCAUAUGGAAGCCUUGCUGCAAGACAGCAAUUCGAUUUUCUGGGAUCUCGAUGCCGCCACGGGUGAAAAGGUCGGCAACAAUGACCCUGGCUGGGAAGACCGGCUGGCGCCACUGACGGAAGGCGACAAAGUGACGGCUCUAGCGAGAAGGUCUAAAGAAGUCGCGGAAGAGCUUAGUGUACUUCUACACAAGCUCAAAUUCGAGGAACCCAAUGAGGAUGCCGGACGACCUAUGAAGCGGAGGAGGACGGCGGUCAAGUGUGUGGUCAAGGGACUACUCAAGAAAUCGGAGGUCACAGAGCUGAGAUCGAAGUUGAACGAUCUCCAGCAGCAGAUGAUCCUCCGUUUGUCAGCCAUGCAGUGGACAUCAUCAUCUUCGCUCGUGAGAGACUUCGGUUUUGCGUCCAAUGUCGAACACGACCGUGAUACUGCACGUCUUGCACAGUUCGAGGAGGCUUUACCUUCCAUGCUUGCUCAUGUGCGUAGAGGGGCCAAAAACGAAAAUAUUGGCGAAGCAGUCGCCAGCAAGCUCCAGAGAUUGAUGCGUCAAGCUCACACACUAAAAGCUUGCCAGCGAGUCUUGGAGAGCCUCCAGUUCUCCGAGAUCAAUAAUCGCCAGGAAGAUAUUGUAGAGGCCCACGCGAAGACCUUUCAAUGGAUAUACGAGAAAGCAGGAUUUGGGUACACGAAGUGGGCUACUGAAAAGGACGGCAUAUUCUGGAUCACAGGCAAACCGGGCUCUGGGAAAUCAACCCUGAUAAAGUAUCUUAUGCAACAGCCUCGAACGACAGAAUUGCUUCAGCGUUGGGCUGGCCGGGAUGAGCUCAUAGUGGCGUACCAUUACUUCUGGAGCGCCGGAACAACACUGCAGAAAUCGAGGCUUGGUCUUCUGCGCACACUCCUCGUACACAUGCUACAGCAAGCACCCGAGAUUGUGCUCCAACUCUUGCCUGAACGAUUCCGAAAGGAUAACCAUUAUCAAACGGAGGGUGCGCGAUUAUGCCUGUUUGUGGACGGGCUGGAUGAGUACGAAGGGGAGCACGUGGACUUGAUUGACCUUCUCUCGGAUCUGGCCAAGAGCUCUCGAAUCAAGCUCUGUCUUUCAAGUAGACCUUGGAACGUGUUCACUCGUGCCUACCGCAAUCGAGUCGACGGCGAGUUGGCGGUCCAGGAGCUGACCGAGCAGGAUAUCCAGAUCUAUGUCAGGGACAAGAUGUUGGCGAACCCUGUGUUCGCGGCCAUGCGGCUGCGCGACCCGGUAGGCUGCGUCAAGCUUAUGGAUGAGAUCAGAGCCAAAGCAGAAGGCGUCUUCCUCUGGGUUCAUCUAGUCGUUCGCUCGCUGCUUCGAGGUCUAGGCAAUGACGACGACUUGGAGACACUAGAGCGCAGACUGAACGCGUACCCGGACGAUCUGGACGGUUAUUUCCAGCGGAUGUUUGACCGUGUCGAGAGUGUCUACUCGAAGCAAUCAGCUCGUUUGAUGCUUGCUGCACUUUCCGCUGGAAGAGGUCUGCCUCGCUGGGCACCGCGGUGCAUUGAAGUAGAGACCAAGUCGCCAGAUUACGCCCUUUCAAUCGACUGUCAUGGGAGUUCCUGCUAUGGCUAUCUCAUCUUUGGUCCGGAGUGUCCGGCCAUCGACAACGCGAACGCUGCGCACAUGUGCUCUAAGCCAUGGACUCAUCAGACACCAUUUCAGAACGAGUGCCUGACCAGAUACAUAGAUGCACGGUGUGCUGACCUGCUGGAAGUGACCAGAGAAAGGAUUUUCUUCAUUCAUCGUACCGCCCGGGACUUUCUGAAGCGUAGGGUCUUGCCAAGCACCCUACAGUCUCGAGCAGGUACUGCUUUCGACAUUGGCAUGUCCCUCGCAAGACUGUACCUGGCUGGAAUCAAAAACUUGUCGUCCAUCGACUCCAGUUUCUACAUUCCUGAGCAGCUCCUCGACGAAUUGAGGUCGGCAGAAGAGCUUGUCCAGCCGGCAAAUUUGGGAACGUAUGCAGCGCUUUUCGAUAAUCUUGAAGAUAGCGCGGUAUCAAAGGGCAUGGUUCUAUCGCUUCGGCGGCCGCCAGCUGUUCAGCAUCUUAGACAAACUGCGGCCCCGGUCGCCCCCGAACGGUUAACUUUUGCGAAAACAAUAGAAACUAAUGAUCUGGAGGUCCUGUUCGGCAUGGUGCACGAGGUAGACUCGGCAUUAGACGACUAG
Molecule: messenger RNA, 2325 nt
Organism: Recurvomyces mirabilis
Lineage: Eukaryota; Fungi; Ascomycota; Dothideomycetes; Mycosphaerellales; Teratosphaeriaceae
Exons: 4
Coding region: 1-2325 (774 amino acids)
Source: RefSeq, a predicted model, not a curated record